AUGUGAAGGUCAGAGAUUUUUGUUAUUUUCUAAUUGUUUUCUUACUUCACAUUCACAUUGUUUAUGCUAUGAACAAUGGCGAUACCAAUUGUUUUGCGAAGAUCGUAUUUGAACUUCAGGAACAACGGAUUAUGUUUAGGAAACGUUAAUACGUCGUACGGCAGUCUGUUCUCACGGUAUUACAGUGACAAUAAUGAUGUUAUAAAUAAUGCGGAGUUUACUAAUAGUACUAUUCUGAUAGAGAAUGGUUUCAACGUGCACGAGCUUCCUGUAGUCGUGCGGAAGAUAAAGGAUUUAGCGGAGGUGUCCGAGGGUGCGCAAACGCAAGUAUUGCCGCCGAGCGCGCCCGACUCGCUCGACUACCACCUCAUCAAGGCCGAGUUCAAGCUCUGCACGGACCUGCGAGAUGUAUUCUCUUUACUCUCCAAGUGUACUAAAAUUACCCCGAACAUCGCGCUCGGCGCUAUGGAGCGCAUUUACGACUUGGAAAAAAUACCCACACAGACACCUGGAAUCGGGAUGGAUUCCAGCCUAGAUGCCCCCAGGACCGUCCACAUCAAUUUGGCUAAAGGUGCUAUUUUAGAUAAGCUGUUGAAGGUUGUUACGAAGACAGAAGAUACUCAGACCAUACUGAAUAUACUGAAUUCCAAUUCAACAUUCAUGGAGCCAUAUAAACAUAAGUUUUGUGAUGAACUGUUGCUCAGAGCUAUUGACAAUCAGCUGUCCAUUGAGCAACUAUGUGAGUUUAUAAUGUUUCUGAUGGAAAAUAAAACUGAUGCCAAAUAUUCUGAUACUAUAGACAAACUGUGGGUUGGCUUUGUAGACAAAGAAAACAAUAUCAAUGAACAUAACAUAGCCCUUAUAUUCAAAGUGUUGCCAGGAUUUAAAGUAAGCAAGAAGACAAUUCUAUCUCUACUGGAACAAAAAUUAGCUGAGCUGUGGUAUAAUGUCAAGGUUCCUGACAUGCAACAUAUUUUAAAUACCUUUCUUCAAGAAAAAUACUCAUCCAUGCAAACAUUUGAUGUUGUUGGAAGAUGGUUUUAUGCAAACCUCCACGCUUUGGAUGAGGAUACACUAUUGGACAUAGUUACUAAGUUCACUCGUUUAAAUUAUACAGAUGAUGUUGUCGAAAAGGCUGUAGAGAAAUAUAUGAAACUUAAAGGCUCUAAAAUUCAGUCGCAGAUACUUACGGUUGCCAUUCUUAAUUACUGCAUGCAGUUUCAAAUACGCAAUGAAUCUAUCUUGGAUGCAUGCAGUAAAUACUUUAUUAAAAAUGGAAUCACAGUGCCUACUAGCUUCCUAAAAUCUUUCAUCUACCCUUUUGGAUAUUUAAGUUAUCAUCCAAAAAAUCAUGAGGAGUUUUGGAAACUGGUAGAGGAAAUCUUGAAUGAAAAAUUUGACUCAAUGAGCUCUGAUGACAUUUCUUCCAUAGUUUUAUCUGGCAUAUAUUCCGGUGUUUAUCCUCUGCAGUUGGCCAGAAGAUUAUUCAGUGCAGAGUAUUUAGUGAAAAUAAAUAAUCCGGAAACACUGAGGAAACUUCACUUGAUUGACACAGCUUUAGCAAUAGAAUGCACAGGCUAUGCUGGUCCGUUCUUACCCAAAGACAAAUGGUCCAAGUCUAUGUCGCUAGACGGCAGAGUACGAAACAUUAUAGAAAAGAUAAAAGAUAGCUUGCUAAAGGUAUCCGGUGCCAAUAAAAUGUCAACUGCAGUUUUAAUACCGUUCCUUUAUGCAGACGAGACUUAUAUGAUAGAUGUCUUAUUGCACCCAGCUGAUGUAGAAACAGAAAAUUUUAAUUGGAAAUUGAAGUCAGAAAAGAAUGAAAAUACAGCUAUUUUAAUCCAUCUGCCUGAUCAUUUUUGUUCAGGCAAUGAAACAUUAAUUGGGCCUCAGAUGUUGAGGAAAAAGCACCUUAAGCUCUUAGGGAUUAAGGUCGCAAGUGUCAAGUACUCCGUGCUUAGCAAAUGCUACAUAUCGCGUAACAAAUCCGAAAUGGAGAGCUAUCUCAUUGAUUGUAUCAGAAAUGCAGAGCAUUGUAAUUGAAAAAUAUGUUUUAUUACUCCAGCAGUGUCAUUAAGAUAAAAAGUAAUUAUAAGGAAAUAAGUGCCUACAUUUAUCUAGUCUGUAUAAACCAAGUGGUAAACAUAACAUAAUACAAUAUAUAUAACUUUGUAUGUUAAAGUUAAUUGUAUAUUAGAAAUUAGAAGUAGGUAGGGA
Cydia amplana is the source of this 2217-nucleotide messenger RNA. Its product is annotated as FAST kinase domain-containing protein 3, mitochondrial-like. NCBI's taxonomy places the organism in Eukaryota, Metazoa, Arthropoda, Insecta, Lepidoptera, Tortricidae. The coding region runs from base 76 to 2043 and encodes 655 amino acids. The transcript has a single exon. Gene Ontology annotation, biological process: regulation of mitochondrial mRNA stability. The record is from RefSeq and is a predicted model, not a curated record.